Molecule: messenger RNA, 524 nt
Organism: Funneliformis mosseae
Lineage: Eukaryota; Fungi; Glomeromycota; Glomeromycetes; Glomerales; Glomeraceae
Source: the annotation of a GenBank genome assembly
UUUUAACAUUUGCUAGAAUUUUUACUAAUGCUGAAUCUUCUGAAGCAUAUAAACGGAUUUUUUAUGAAGUAUUUUCUAUUGUUGAAAAAGAUAAUGGAAUAAAAAUUGAAUUUAGUUAUUUAAACUCAAAUUCUAACAGAAUUGCUUGUAUUAUAGCUAAUGUACAUAAAGGUCAAGCCAUUGAAAUGUUUGCUGAAGAAUACCUUAAGCAUAUUUUUAAAAUAUGUAUAAUUCAUUAUAAUAGGGCUAUACCAACUUGUAAAACUAAAAAUCAAGUAAAAAAAGCAUUUAAAUUAACUGAAAAUUGCAAAUCUAAAGCUGCAGAAGAACUCAUUUUAUCUUUAUUAGCUGCUAUUAAAAAAGCUAAAGAAUUUGAUUAUAGAGAAUGGGAUGCAACAUUAAAUUUUGUAAAAUAUAAUGUAUCAGCUAGUGGUGUAAAUAAAUCACAGUCUGAACAACAAUUACCUCUUCUAGAAUAUCAAUUACCUCCUCUUGUGUAUCAUAUUCUUCAACCAUCCAGAUAA